AUGUUCGAGUCCUGGACCCGGUUUUUCCGCAGAAACAGAAGACGACUCCUGAUUUCGACGGGUUUGUUGGCCAUUCUCUACGUUGGAUCGAAGUACCUGACCUCCAAACUGGUGGCCCUCCAAAAGCGUCUCACUGAGGAGAAUUUCGCAAAAGAACAGAUAAAGAGAAGAUUCCAGCAGACACAAAGAGAUUGCUAUCUGACUUUCUUGAGUCUGCUGCCAGUAUUGGCUGAGCCGAUUUUGCAUGAGUUGCCGGUGGAGUCCAUCACAAGACAGCUACAGUCCAAGAGGCUUAAUAGAGCUGGUGGUGGAAGCGCUAAUAACAACAACCAGACUAACUCAUCGACCAUAUUAAGCGAUGACUUCUCGUUAGCACCAUCUGAUCCGACCAGACAGCAAACCCUGGUGGCCCCGGAACAGAAGUCGAAGACUCAACUAUGGUCCGAGCUGAAACUACAAACUAUCACCAGAUUCUUUACGCUAGCCUAUUCCGAAUCCCUGUUGAUCGUUUUCUUGCAUCUGCAGUUGAACAUUUUGUCGAGAAGAUCCUAUCUGGAGACUGCUUUGAAACUGGCAUCUCAAAACAACGGGAUUCAGUUGAUCGAUAACGAAAUAAGCGGUGGUGAUGAAAGCAUAUCGGAGCAGGCAUUUUUGUCUUUUAGUUGGUGGCUGCUAAACAAGGGUUGGUUGGAGAUCAAGAAGCAAGUGGAAACAUGCGUCGAAGACGUCUGGGGUGAGUUGAACCCCAGACAAGAGUUGACGAUGGUUGAGUUUGCUAGUUUGAUUCAAAGGACUCAGAGCCUGGUUGAGUCUGUUGUUUUGGCACCUGGCUCGUCCAAGCCACAACGUCUGGAGAGCUCAAUUUCUGCGUCUUACGAGGUUGUUCACUCCAAUGAAUCCGAAUCCACCAUGCUGAAAUCUCUCCUGCCACCAGAAGAAUUGGAAUUCUUCCUUCUGCAGCAGACCAAUGAUCUGGAGUUUUUGACCAGAUUCAACAGCAACGUGGAAAAUACGGAAAGUCUUAGCAAUUUGUUGCAAGAGCUGGAGGGCUAUCUCGCUCGUCCGGAAUUGACUCUGGUGCUUAGUAGCUUGGCCACUACUGGAAUUGCAAGGACAAUGGAUAAGAUUGCAGUCUCCUUGAUUCCAAAGGCAGACUUGUCCAAUGAAAGUGCUGAUGCAGAUGCUUUGCUAGCAGCGGAUGACAUUCCCAAGGCUAAGCUGGCGGCAUACCUUGCACAGAUCACGAAACAGUCUAUCAGUUUGACCAACAAUUCUGUUGAGAAUGAAAUUUUACUAACGAUGAACAACCUACAAGAGUUGAAUGAUAUCAGUGCCAGUGUUUACUCAAACUUUGAUGAAUAA
Kuraishia capsulata CBS 1993 is the source of this 1362-nucleotide messenger RNA. RefSeq lists its product as uncharacterized. Gene Ontology annotation, biological process: protein import into peroxisome membrane. The coding region runs from base 1 to 1362 and encodes 453 amino acids. Lineage: Eukaryota; Fungi; Ascomycota; Pichiomycetes; Pichiales; Pichiaceae. The transcript has a single exon. Gene Ontology annotation, molecular function: protein-macromolecule adaptor activity. Gene Ontology annotation, cellular component: peroxisomal membrane. The record is from RefSeq and is a predicted model, not a curated record.